AGUAUCGGAUACAGAUGAUAUUUGGGUUGUUAUGGUAAAAGACUUCAUCAGCAUUUAGAAAUCUUGAAACGUUAUUUAUUUUAAUUCACAAUUAAUCUAAUAGUUUAAUAAUUAUAUUUCUUAUACAAUCGGCUUGCGUUAAAAUGGAUGCCACAAAUAUUUCAUUUCAAGAUCCAAUUUUAAAUGCUAUUUCGGGUAUAAUCAUUUUGGACAAUGACGGGAAUAGGAUUAUCGCCAAAUAUUAUGACAAAAAUUCCUCGUUAAAGGAACAAAAAGCCUUUGAAAAGAAUCUGUUCAGUAAGACUCAUAGAGCGAAUGGUGAGAUUCUCAUGUUAGAUGGCUACACCUGUGUUUACCGGUCAAGUGUUGAUCUAUUUUUCUAUGUUAUCGGAGGUGCUGAUGAAAACGGUCUCCUCCUUAUGAGUCUUCUCAACUGUUUGGUGGAAUCAAUUAGUUCAAUUUUAAGAAAAAAUGUUGAAAAAAGAACGCUGCUCGAGAAUUUAGAUGUUGUUAUAUUGGCUAUUGAUGAAAUUUGUGAUGGUGGAAUCAUGUUGGAAGCAGAUCCAGCUGCUGUUGUUCAAAGAGUUGCCAUAAAACCUGAAGAUAUUCCUCUCGGUGAACAGACUGUUUCACAAAUCCUUCAAUCAGCUAGGGAACAAUUGAAAUGGUCAAUUCUGAGAUGAAUAAUCAUGCCACUUGUUAUGGCAUAUCUUUUCACAGUGGAGGUAAAACUCAGGCAGGUUUUAGACAAGAACCUGUCUUAUUGAAAUUUAAUUGAUUCCGAUUUUUUCACGAUUUGUCCAUUUUACCUUUAAGCUUUUUUGUAAGAAAUGGCAAGUCAAAUUUAACGAUUGUAAGCUAACUUCAAUAUUUCUCCAAAUAAAUAAAAUUUAUUAUAACAUGGU
Molecule: messenger RNA, 905 nt
Organism: Tetranychus urticae (two-spotted spider mite)
Lineage: Eukaryota; Metazoa; Arthropoda; Arachnida; Trombidiformes; Tetranychidae
Gene: zetaCOP
Product: COPI coat complex subunit zeta
Biological process (GO): retrograde vesicle-mediated transport, Golgi to endoplasmic reticulum; intracellular protein transport; intra-Golgi vesicle-mediated transport
Cellular component (GO): COPI vesicle coat
Source: RefSeq, a predicted model, not a curated record